This is a messenger RNA of Cantharellus anzutake, 715 nucleotides long. RefSeq lists its product as uncharacterized. Bases 64 to 549 code for a protein of 161 amino acids. The record is from RefSeq and is a predicted model, not a curated record. Lineage: Eukaryota; Fungi; Basidiomycota; Agaricomycetes; Cantharellales; Hydnaceae. The transcript has a single exon.
CAGCCACCCGUUGUUUCUGACCCUUCACCUUUCGCUCGCGUUCUGGACUUGUAUACUCGUACGAUGAACACUACACCUUCUCCCAAAGCAACUCAACGUGUGUCGGAUGAUGAUUUGUUAGGAGUCCCCUUGGACGUUUUGCCGCUGGUGCUGGACAACGACGAUAGGUUAGACGAGGUAAGUGUAGAUGAAUAUAUGGCCUUUCCCCCUAAUUCUUCCAUGUUCCCGCAUAUUCACGCGUCUAUGGACGCGUUUGAGCAAAUUGUCGAUGUUAUUGAAGGAGGUAACGCCCCCUUCUCCGUUAACACGUUUCUGUUGGGCCUAGUUGUUGACCUGGAAGACUUUACGAUCGUCUCUGAUAACGGAUCGGAUGACGCGCAUUGUCCAAGUGACGACGAGGCCCAGACAUCCGAUGACGAAUCAGGUGAGGAUGCCGUCGACCUUCCCGUCUCCGUCUGGCUUGAAGACAGUUUGCUUGACUUUCCCCUUGAUUGCUUUCUUGACCUUUUCCCUCCACCCCCCAUAGUCCGUGGAGGAUUGCUUGCAUAGUGUGUUUGAUUUCGAAUUCAAGACUAUAUAUCGUUAUCGGUUCUAAACAGAGUUAACCAAUUCUGCUUCGAGUCAGCUCCACUCGUUCGCAUGAUCUUAGGUUCUCUAACGCCUAUUCUAAAUUUGUCUUGCCGCUUGUUCUACAAUAUACAUUCCUUCUUUCUAG